This is a messenger RNA of Venustampulla echinocandica, 426 nucleotides long. RefSeq lists its product as uncharacterized. NCBI's taxonomy places the organism in Eukaryota, Fungi, Ascomycota, Leotiomycetes, Helotiales, Pleuroascaceae. Bases 1 to 426 code for a protein of 141 amino acids. The record is from RefSeq and is a predicted model, not a curated record. The transcript is spliced from 2 exons.
AUGGUCGCUAGAGACAGUAUCCAACAUACAGCUUGGACCCUCCGAUUCAAACAUGGGAAACACACAAUCCUCCUUUGCGCCGAGCCGCUUACUCCCCUCUCGCAAAUAAAAACCGAUCUCCUGGAAGCCCUCCGAGAAGUCUAUCCCAAUGGCCUUCCUCGAAGCGACUCCCCUGCACCAGAAAAGAUCCCUGAAUCAAUUCAAGAUGUCGCUCUCGGCGCACUCGUCGAUGCCUACGACCCCAGCAGAGGUUGGACAGAGCUUGACAACACCCCGGGUGGUGGCAACAAAGAAAGCCCGAAGAGUCUAGGUUUGAAGGAUGGAGGUAUGGUCGCAUUCACUUUUGUGAAUAGUGACGAUGUAGAGACACCAGAAUUCCAUGUAGAAUUCUGCAAUGUGGAGGAAUUAUAUCCGGAGGAGGAGUGA